Centropristis striata (black sea bass) is the source of this 2228-nucleotide messenger RNA. RefSeq names its product transmembrane anterior posterior transformation 1a (gene tapt1a). Gene Ontology annotation, cellular component: endoplasmic reticulum membrane; ciliary basal body. Gene Ontology annotation, biological process: positive regulation of cilium assembly; maintenance of protein localization in endoplasmic reticulum. The record is from RefSeq and is a predicted model, not a curated record. The coding region runs from base 12 to 1823 and encodes 603 amino acids. Lineage: Eukaryota; Metazoa; Chordata; Actinopteri; Perciformes; Serranidae. The transcript has 15 exons.
CCAAAGUAAAGAUGGCGGACGUGUCUGGGACUGAGCUGUCAGAGGAGAAAGAAGCAGAAAUUGAGCUCAAGAAAAGACAGAAACGGCCGUGGGAUGACUUGCACAAGUCCGGGAAAAUCGGUAUAACACCGGAGCUGCCAGAAACGUUGGGGUUUUACGAUAUAAGCGCUGUCAGGAGGGAGCAACGGGAGCGGCCAGCAGAUCCGUCGUUGACACGCUUCAUUAGCGCAGAGCUAACCAGAGGCUACUUCCUGGAGCACAAUGAGGCAAAGUACACCGAGCGCAGAGAGAGAGUUUACACAUGUAUGCGUAUUCCCAAGGAGCUGGAGAAGCUGAUGAUCUUUGGCUUCUUCCUGUGUGUGGACGCCUUCCUGUAUGUCUUCACCCUACUGCCCCUCAGGGUGCUGCUGGCCAUGCUGCGCCUCCUCACUCUGCCAUGCUGUGGCUUCAGGGCACGCACAUGCCCCUACUGCAGAAGAAGCAGCGGGUCUCGGCUGCUGCAGCCAGCGCAGGUUUGUGACGUGCUGAAGGGUCUGAUCAUGGUGCUGUGCUUCUCCAUGAUGCAUUAUGUCGACUACUCCAUGAUGUACCACCUGAUCAGAGGGCAGUCUGUCAUCAAACUCUACAUCAUCUACAACAUGUUGGAGGUGGCUGACCGCCUCUUCUCCUCCUUCGGUCAAGACAUCCUGGACGCUCUCUACUGGACGGCCACAGAACCCAAAGAACGAAAAAGAGACAGUAUAGGAGUCAUUCCUCACUUCCUAAUGGCCGUCUUUUACGUCUUCCUUCAUGCCAUCCUCAUCAUGGUCCAAGCCUCCACCCUCAACGUUGCCUUCAACUCACACAACAAGUCCCUGCUCACCAUCAUGAUGUCCAACAACUUUGUGGAGAUCAAAGGAAGUGUGUUCAAGAAAUUUGAGAAGAACAACUUGUUCCAAAUGUCCAACAGUGAUAUCAAGGAACGGUUCACCAGCUACGUCCUCCUGCUCAUCGUUUGUCUCAGGAACAUGGAGCAGUUUUCAUGGAACCCAGACCACCUGUGGGUGUUGUUUCCUGAUGUCUUCAUGGUCGUCACCUCUGAAGUCGCUGUUGACGUCAUUAAACAUGCUUUCAUCACCAAAUUCAAUGACAUCACUGCAGAUGUGUACAGUGAAUACCGAGCCAGUUUGGCUUUUGAUCUCGUCAGCAGUCGACAGAAAAAUGCUUGUACAGACUACAGUGACUCAGUGGCCCGGAGGAUGGGCUUCAUCCCUCUGCCUUUGGCUGUUCUGCUCAUCCGAGUGGUAAUGACGUCCGUGAAGGUGCAGGGAGCUCUUUCAUACACUUGUGUGUUCCUCUUUUAUCUCGGGCUGGUUACACUGAAAGUGUUGAACAGUAUUGUGCUUCUGGGGAAGUCGUGUGUUUACGUUAAGAGGGCCAACAUGGAGGACAAACUGUUUGAGGGGCCCACCAGCACUCCAUCCUCCUCUGGGAAAACCCCCAGCAAAGCUGACCAGGCCAGAUGUCCCACACCUUCAGGUGAACCAAAUAUGGAGCAGGAGCCUGUCACACCCUGCAGCCCACCACCACCACCUCCCUCCUCUGUGACCACCCAGCCAACUCCCAGGUCUGACUUGUUUCCUCCCCCGUCCACUGAACCUGCUCCUGAUGCACCAGCUGCCCGUCCUCCAACGCCACCACCUGAUCCUGAUCAGCCUGCACCUUCACUCUCCACAGAAGAGGAGGGCGGGGCGCAGGGAGCCUCUGAACUGAAGCACAGGACUCCCAAAAAAGACCUGCUGGAGAUCGACCGUUUCACAAUCUGUGGUAACCGCAUCGACUGACCAGCGGCAGCCGCUGAUGUAGCGAUUAACCACUCAGGAAAGACGGAGAGUAGAGGGCUCUUCAGCCCCGCUGUCCAGGCCAACAGCAGCAGAAAGCUGAGUAUUUAUUAAAGUCAGUGGCAAUACACAACUAUGGUGAACAUAGACCAGCCUGCUGUUGUUGAUGCCUAAAGUCGAGAAGUUUUACACAGAAAACUUCUGCAGAGAAAGUGUGACUGGAUGAACUGUCAUGUUCGUGUGUGAGUGUGAGGAUGGUUCAGUAUUUGGAGAGAGUGUGUGUGUGUGUGUGUAUGUGUGAGACAGUGUAUGUGAGAGCACACAAGCACUUCCUGUCUGAGCAGCACUGGGGACCAGAAAAAAAGAAACUUCUCAGUUUGCUCAGCAGCCAGAAAACAAACUUCCAAA